AUGGCUGACGCAACUCGAGUACACCCAGGCUAUGCCGCCGCAAACAUUGAAAGUUCCGGAGCAAACACUGUUUCGGCCCCGGAUGCUGGUCUAGACUUCAAAGCCCAUACUGUCGCCCUGGACAGCGAUGAGCUCCGCGACCAGAUGACCGCUCAAGUCAACGCGCACAAACCGAGAUGGACCUCAUUGGCAUCUAUCCAGAUGCUUUUCUUUCUCUUUGUUGCCUACUGCAAUUCAUGGGGUACCGGAUUCGACAGCUCCCUCAUGAGUGCCAUGAACUCGAACGACCGCUGGCACAAAGACCUCGAUGUCCCAAAGACAGGCGGCUACCUUGGCAUCGUCACGGCAAUCUACACCAUCGGCAACCUUAGUGGUUCCUUCAUCGCCGGCCCCGCGUCUGACAAAUGGGGUCGCCGAUGGGGAAUGUUUGGCGGUGCCUGUGUAGUUGAAGUCGGUGCCAUCAUUAUGGCGACGGCCAAGACUUCUGGCGCAUAUAUGGGAGGCCGAUUCAUGACUGGCUUCGGUGUCGCUAUUGUCAGAUCCGCAGCUCCAGCCUUCGUCACCGAAACAGCACCUCCCUCGUGGAGAGGCCCAGCUACACUCCUGUACAAUUCGCUGUGGAUUAUUGGCGCCAUUCUGUCUAGCUCCAUUGCCUACGGCACUGGGCCUAUCAAGUCAAGUCUGUCUUGGAGAAUCCCGCUCUGGCUGCAAAUCGUUCCGUCCUCAAUAGUCAUCCUGUUCUCCCUGUUUCUUCCUGAGACUCCUCGGUGGCUUAUCGCCAACGACCGCUUUGACGAGGCGAAGAAGGUGCUGGCAAAGUACCAUGCCGAUGGAGACGAGACUUCGCCACUGAUUGCUCUUGAGAUGGCCGAGAUGCAAGCUAGUAUCAAACAGCAAGCCUCUGACAAGAGAUGGUACGAUUACUCGGAGCUCUUCAACUCUCGAUCAAGCAGAUAUAGGACCUUUCUCGUGGUGUCAAUUGCGGCAAUUGGACAAUGGGGUGGCUCGAACCUUACCGGCUACUAUCAAGCCAACAUCCUGCGCAGCAUCGGUAUUACUGCCCAGAACCGCUUGCUCAUCUUCAACCUGGCCUACUAUAUCUCGGCUUUGGGAGGUGCAACCAUCGGAUCCCUCGUCUGCGACCUGGUUGGGCGCCGCAAACUACUCAUGAUGGGCUGCUUAUCUAUGUGCGUCUGCUUGAUCGCCCUCACCGGGCUUACUUCGCAGUUCCAUCCUGGCCAACCGGACUCUGUCUCCAACCUCACCAUCGCAUUCAUAUUCUUUGUUGGUAUCUUUCACUCUGCUGGUAUCAAUCCUCUGGUUGUCGCCUACCCUGUCGAGUGCCUCCACACAAAUACCCGUGCCAAAGGUAUGGGUCUCAACAACUUUACUCUCAACGUGGCUGAGUUUGUCAACACAUACGGUGCCCCUAUUGCGCUAAAGAACAUCGGUUGGAAGCUUUAUAUCAUAUACACGGUCUGGAAUUUCGUUCAGACUGCCUGGAUUUACUUCUUCUUUGUCGAAACUCGUGGCCGUACCCUGGAAGAGCUGGAUGCCAUCUUUGAGGCGAAGAACCCUGUCAAGGAAUCGCUGAAGAAGGCGCACAAUGUCGAGGCUGUUACUGCCGAAGAUCUUAAAAGCGUCUAA
Molecule: messenger RNA, 1647 nt
Organism: Thyridium curvatum
Lineage: Eukaryota; Fungi; Ascomycota; Sordariomycetes; Thyridiales; Thyridiaceae
Exons: 3
Coding region: 1-1647 (548 amino acids)
Biological process (GO): transmembrane transport; carbohydrate transport
Cellular component (GO): membrane
Molecular function (GO): carbohydrate:proton symporter activity
Source: RefSeq, a predicted model, not a curated record